AUGGCCAAGAAGACCAGCGAGGGUUUCACCUGGACACCAUCGACGGGCUUGACCGAUGGUCUCCCGACUGCGGGAGUGGUCAACUCUCCCCGGCGCAUCAAGCUAGUUCAGGACGCGGUUUGCGAUGUCAUCGUCAUCGGAGCCGGAUACGCUGGUCUCGUUGCCAGCCGAGAUCUCUCUACUCAAGGCAAGAAGUCAUUGCUGCUGGAGGGCCGAGACCGGCUCGGCGGCAGAACGUGGAACGCUUCUAUCGACGGGUUCAACUAUGAGAUGGGAGGCACCUGGGUGCACUGGCAGAUGCCUCACAUCUACCGCGAGGUCUCUCUCUACGGCCUGGAGAACGACUGGGUGGUUAGGCAGAAUCCAGGAUCUCGCGAGCAGCUUCAACUGACGCACGAUGAUGAGACGACCAUAUACUCGCGCGUCCUUGGCUUGUUCUGCAACGCCGACGGCGACCACCUGCGUCAUUCCUGGAAAUACGCCUUUGGCACCGAUCAGUCGCCGGAGCGGGUAGCCAAGCUGGACAAGAUGUCGUGCCAAGAUCGCUUGGAUGAGAUCAGAGCUCAGCUCUCCAGCAACGAGCUGGCCAUGCUGGUGGCCAUCCUCCAGCAGAUGGGCGGUGCCGAGGUUGGCAAGAUAGGCUACUUUUCUGUUAUCCACUGGUGGGUUCUGGGUGGGCAUUCCGUCCUCGGGCUUAACCACAUGGCCCUGCACACCCGCCUCGGCAGUGGCAACAGCACUCUUCACCGCCGCAUCUUUGACCACGCCGUCUCUACUGGCCAACUAUCAUAUAGCUUCUCUACUCCGGUGGCGAGCAUCCGAGAGGCGGACGGUGUCGUCACUGUUCAGUCACGCCAAGGCCAAGCCUGGCGUGCCAAAGCCGUCAUCUGCACCGUUCCUCUCAACGUCUUGACUUCGAUCCAGUUUGAGCCUCCUCUGCCGUCGGCCAAGGUCAAGGCAGCUCGCCAGGGCCAGGUCAACAACUGCAACAAGAUUCAUUUCGACGUCAAAGGACCUGACCUGCCAUGGACCUCGCUCGCGUCUCCCGGCAAAGGGCUCGUCUCUGCGUUUGGGGAUGGCCUCACUCCCGCCCACAAUACCGGCGUGGUGGCCUUUGGACCUGACCCAGAUGCGCACAACGGCAUCCGCCUUCGGGACCUCUGCUCUGUCCAAGCUGGUCUGAUGCACCUGGCACCUGAGGAGCGCGGAGAGGUUGUUGUAGAACGGAUUGUCAGCCACGAUUGGAACGAGGAUGAAUUCGCCCGGGGGUCGUGGUGUAUCGCACCGCCAGAGUUUGCCACACGGAAGCCUGGUUUGCCAAUGCUGACUGGUCCGACGGCUGGCGCGGCUGGAUCGACGGAGCGGUGCAGAUUGGUACUCAAGCCGCUCAUCAGAUUGCCUCUCCAUCAUGUGAGGCACAAGGGUGGACGCCAAUCUUCCAAGCUCUAG
This is a messenger RNA of Fusarium vanettenii 77-13-4, 1449 nucleotides long. RefSeq lists its product as uncharacterized. Lineage: Eukaryota; Fungi; Ascomycota; Sordariomycetes; Hypocreales; Nectriaceae. Bases 1 to 1449 code for a protein of 482 amino acids. The record is from RefSeq and is a predicted model, not a curated record. The transcript is spliced from 7 exons. Gene Ontology annotation, molecular function: oxidoreductase activity.